This is a messenger RNA of Amblyraja radiata (thorny skate), 7083 nucleotides long. RefSeq names its product SHOC2 leucine rich repeat scaffold protein (gene shoc2). NCBI's taxonomy places the organism in Eukaryota, Metazoa, Chordata, Chondrichthyes, Rajiformes, Rajidae. Gene Ontology annotation, molecular function: protein binding. The transcript is spliced from 9 exons. The record is from RefSeq and is a predicted model, not a curated record. The coding region runs from base 673 to 2406 and encodes 577 amino acids. Gene Ontology annotation, cellular component: cytoplasm.
GUCUGAGUGUCGCCGCGUCGCCCCUCAGCGCAGCGCAGUGCGAGAGGCGGCACAGGGCCGGGCGCUGGCUGGUUGGGUCUCUGUCUCACUUUCACUCACUCACACGGGCACUGCCUCCGCCAGGGCCUCGUUGUUACAAUACAAAUAUAUCAUCAAUACACAGUCUCCUGUUUACGGGCGGCCGUCGAAGCCGAGACUUUGGCGUUGGGUAGAGCGGAGCGGAGCGGACCAGACCGGGCCGGAAUAGACCGGAGCGAGAGGGAGCUGGGCGGCGGCGGCGGCGGGGAGGCUGAUAGGGGGCCGUUGUUGUCCUACGGCUGCCCGGGCUGUCAACGAGGCCUGGACCUCGGGGAAGAAGAGCAAGAGGGACGAGGGAGCAGCCGGUGAGUGGGGGAGAGAGAGAGAAGCUCGCCACUCGCUUGGUGCAGGAAUAUUUCUGCUGACGUAAAUGAUACAUCAGAGUAAGGAUGUUGAACAAGUGGACUGCAUCUCCAUUCCUGAUUAAAACUGGAUAUGUCCUUUAAUGACAGAUGUGCAGUUUGGUGCCAUAUCAGACUUUCUUCGUUUUACUUUGUGUCCUAGAACAUAACCUUUAACCUUUGAAGAAGAGAAAUUGUUCCACCGUUUGUUUUCAAAAAUAUUAUCAACUUGGCUACUGAUUUUGCAGCCAUUAUGAGUAGUACAUUAGGAAAAGAAAAGGACAGCAAAGAAAAGGACCCUAAAGUUUCAUUGGGAAAGGAUGGAAAAGCUUCUGGUGGCUUUGGAAAAGAUGGGAAAGAGAGAGAGUCCAAAACCAAAGGGAAAGAUGCCAAAGAAGGAAAGAAGGAAUCUAGUGGAGGACAACCAGGUGUGCAAUUCCAAGUGGACAAUACAAUAAAACGGCCAAAUCCAGCACCGGGACGUAAAAAAUCUACCAAUGCUGAAGUGGUUAAAGAGUUAAACAAGUGUCGUGAGGAGAAUGCAAUGCGUUUGGACUUGGCUAAAAGAUCAAUUCACGUGCUUCCAACAUCAGUCAAAGAAUUGACCCAAUUAACUGAGCUUUAUUUGUAUAGUAACAAGUUGCAGUGUUUGCCAGUCGAACUGGGAUGUCUUGUGAACUUGGUCACCCUGGCACUGAGUGAAAAUUCGCUUACAAGUUUGCCUGACUCUCUUGAUAAUUUGAAGGAGCUACGAAUGCUUGAUUUGCGGCAUAACAAACUUCGAGAAAUCCCUGCAGUAGUGUACAAGCUGGUUUCCCUUACCACUCUUUACCUACGGUUUAAUCGCAUAACUACUGUGGAGAAGGACAUUAAAAACCUAUCCAAACUUACAAUGCUGAGUAUCCGAGAGAACAAAAUUAAACAGCUUCCUGCAGAAAUAGGUGAGCUCUGUAACCUCAUAACACUGGAUGUGGCUCACAAUCAGCUUGAACACCUGCCGACGGAGAUUGGCAAUUGCACACAAAUCACAAAUCUUGACUUGCAACACAAUGAACUGCUUGAUCUGCCUGAAACUAUAGGUAAUCUGUUUAGUUUGAGUCGUUUGGGACUGAGGUACAACAGACUGUCAGCUGUACCCAGAUCUUUGGCAAGGUGUAGUGAACUGGAUGAGCUUAACUUGGAGAACAAUAAUAUUUCAACAUUACCUGAGGGUCUUCUUUCAAGCCUUGCAAACUUGACCAGUUUAACAUUAGCAAGGAAUUGCUUCCAGUCAUAUCCGGUUGGUGGACCGUUACAGUUUUCAACUAUCUAUUCUCUCAACAUGGAACAUAAUCGCAUCAACAAAAUACCUUUUGGGAUCUUCUCUAGAGCUAAAGUGUUGAGUAAGCUGAAUAUGAAGGACAAUCAGCUAACUUCACUUCCAUUGGAUUUUGGAACAUGGAUAAGUAUGGUGGAGCUGAACCUUGCCACUAACCAACUCACAAAAAUUCCAGAAGAUGUUUUAGGCCUGGUUUCACUGGAGGUUCUUAUUUUAUCAAAUAACCUCCUUCGAAAACUGCCUCAUGGCAUUGGACACCUACGAAAACUCAGAGAGUUGGACUUGGAAGAAAAUAAACUUGAAUCUCUUCCAAAUGAAAUUGCUUAUCUUAAGGAUCUGCAAAAACUGGUUUUAACCAACAAUCAGCUGACUACCCUCCCCAGGGGAAUUGGUCACCUAACCAGUCUGACUCACCUGGGCCUAGGGGAGAACUUGCUUACUCAUUUACCUGAAGAGAUCGGUACACUGGAAAAUCUGGAAGAAUUGUAUUUAAAUGAUAAUCCGAACUUACACAGCCUUCCCUUUGAGCUGGCACUCUGCAGCAAGUUGUCCAUCAUGAGCAUUGAGAACUGCCCACUCAGCCAUCUCCCACCACAGAUUGUAGCUGGCGGCCCGUCCUUCAUCAUCCAGUUCUUGAAGAUGCAGGGCCCCUAUCGUGCCAUGGUUUGACUGAAUCAAAAUGUUCAAUACACUGUACAAAAUAUAAAUUGCGUUAUUGUCACUAUAUGUAAAGCAAUUUUACUAAGACUGCAGUAUGUGUUUCUGGUAAUAGAGGAAUUGUAGCCAUUUAGAAUUUUUAAAAAACCUGUAAAAAUUUACCGUGCUGGGCUGAGGUUUCAGGUGAGAAGUACCGGUUUUUUUUGUGGGUGGGGGUGAGAGUGGAUCUUGCAAAAUCAUAAAUAAUUUUAAAAGUAUGCAUUGAAGAUGCUAUUCUGGGUAUUUAAUACACAGUAUAUUAUUGAGAUGCUAUUCUGGGUAUUUAAUACACAGUGUAUUAUUGAGAUGCUAUUCUGGGUAUUUAAUACACAGUAUAUUAUUUUCUUUACAAUUACCAUACUCAAAAUGGCAGGCAUAAGCCCUCAGGAAUUCUCCUCUGAGUGUGUAGGUGCCAAUUACAUUCUUGUUUUAUCUUGCAUCUUUGAUUUUUGUCACCAGAGGGUAAACGAUGGUCAUAAUUGCAAAAGCCUGUAAGUGCUUCAGGCCUGUCAUUCUCCAGUGUGUCCAAGUCUAUUUUUGAUUGAAAGCAAAGACGUGAAAAUAUUGGGGUUGAAGGGAAGAUUUGAAAAAGUUAGAAAAGGUGUUGGUUUUUUUUUUUUAAAAGGGAAGAAAAUUGCAAGGUAUUCUAGAACAUAAAAGUUAGAGAACACGAGAUAGCAUGCAAAAGCCAAUGGUGGGAAGAACAAUUAAACCAAAGAGAGACAAAAAUGCAGAGAAGGUUUAAAUAUCUUUUCUCCCCACGCAGAUGUUUUGUAUAUAUGUAAGAGACUACUUAAAUGAUUUUUCUGGGAGUAAAAUAUUGUCCUUAAAUUCUGUAUAUUCUUGAUUAGUUCCUUCAUAGUGUCCGGGUUUUCCAGUUGCUUUGAGCAAUGGUAUGAAGCUGACAGGCAAUAUUUGUACAAUACAGAUACUCUGGUCGAACACUGCAUUGCUUCAUAGCUUGCCCAUACUGUAGUCUAUGUAGAAUGCACAGGAUUAUGGCUUUUUAAAGUCUGUUGCCCAUUAUUUCAUUUUCUCCCAAUGAUGGUGCAAAUAGCUUAAGAGUAAAGCAUAGGGAUGAUCCCAGACAUUGCUCAUGUUUUCUUAAAUCAUCCAUGGGAAUGACUCGUAGAGUAAAUUUUUUCCCAUAUACAAUCUGAAACAUAUUGGACCAUAGACGGGCAAUAUAUAUUUAUUUUAUUUCCCAAACCCUGUGACCAAACCACCUUGCAUCCUAUAUCUUUACAGCUUUCAAGCAGAUAGUGAUCAGUGUAAAGUUUGUUCAGGCAAUCCAAGGUUCAGUAUUGUUCUGAAUGUGUCCUUCAUGUUGUAUCUGCUCAUGAACCUGUGUGCGGAGGGCUAUAAGAGUACUUUUUUGCUGCUGCAUGUAUUUUUCCAAACUGUAUGCAUGGGCUGAUUGAGUCCAGACAGUUUAUUGUUAGUUUAUCAAUGUGAAUGCGAGUGCAGUAAAUCCACCAAAAAUGUCAUUGUUUGUAGGAACCAUCCUAUGAAUGAGAUGCACAUAGUAUUGAUAUAAGCCAGUCAAUCUGUUCAGUAUUCACUUGAAGAAUGCUCCCCAGUUGGACACAGUUGAUUCAGUCUUUGUUCAGUCUAUUGCCAGUUGCUUUUACGGGCUGGUGCAGGUACAUAUCACUGCAUGUAAUAGACAAUAGGUGCAGGAGUAGGCCAUUCGGCCCUUUGAGCCAGCACCGCCAUUCAAUGUGAUCAUGGCUGAUCAUCCCCAAAUCAGGAUCAGGAUCUUUUUGAUUACAUGAAGGCUAUUACAUCAUCUGAUUGCACUCAUCUCUCAUAAUACUGUAUUUUUAAGGUUUAAAUUUAAUUACUGAAGUAAAAAUAGUGGAAUUUUUCAGUUCCCUCUCAAAAGAUGACAAAACUCAGAACCUGCACUGAAAUGAAACCACUUCUAUAUCUCCUAGCUGUACGAUAGUGCACAUUAAUAACAAAUUGUCAUUUGUCUACAUUUUGCUGUUUUUGUGAUUGGUCCUGGUCCUUUGUUGGAGAAUACUUGCUCGGAGCCUUGCACAAAACCACCAUGAGCUUAUUCUGCACAUCGGCGGAAUUUGUGUUGUUAUAUCUCUUUCAACUGGUUUCCAUUUCCUGCAAAUUUACUAAGUAGAAAUUGAAGUCUGUAAACCAAGGGAUGGAUGUAUUAUGGUUAUUCGGCACAUGGAAUAAUCUCUACGCUUAAUUGUGAAGCUUGUAAACCUAUCCAACAAGUAAUCUGUUGAAAAACUUGUCUUUUGCAGUGAUAUUGCCUGAUUAUCUGCGAUUACUUUUUUAACCUGCAACUCAAACAUAUCCUAAAUUAGUGAUGAAGAAAUCCAGGUCGCAAAAUGAUAUUGAAGCAGCAUUCUUUAGAUGAUUGCACUUUGCUGCCAGUGUAACCUUUAAUAACCAGUUAUUUUGACAUAAUCCGUACUCUCCAGCAUGUGUUGACUUGGCCGCAUUGUGCAAUCUGUUUUGCAGUGCAAACAUUUUUUACUAUCACUGAUUUGUACUUUGAAUGUGAUCAAGGCCACUUCCUGAUGUAACCAAAUUUCAACUUUGAUCCUAUCUAUUCUGCGUAUCAAAUCUUGGUAUUCAAGGUAUGUUAAAAUAUAAAGUUCUUGUAAUUAAAACGUGAGCAAAAGUAAAAAGCAGACAUCAAAGCAAAGUGCAUUCAACUGUAUUGAAUAGCAAAACUUCAAAAUUAGGUGUGAAUGUGGUUAUUCCAACAACUGUGGGGUGCUAACUGUAUUAAUAUAUGGCACUGCUAAUUGUAUUAAUAUAUACCACAACAAAACUCGGUUCAUGUGCUAAAUGUCAGUUUUUAUCUAAAUUCUGAGGUGUUUUUGUAAUGUCUCCGGUUUCAUUUUUCUCCAAUGCUGUGUCUGACUUUAUAUUUGUCUAGGUAUAGAGCAUAAUCGGCUUUUACACAUUGAUUAGAAGUUACAAAAAAAUAGCCUUUGUAUCUAUGUUUUCAAAUGCAUAGUGAAGUCUAAAACUCGCUGUUCUUCUGUUUUAAAUAACAACAUAACUCCAGGUUUUCAGCCUUAGAGUGGUGUUUUAAAUUUGCAGUAUUCACUUUAUUGUAUUCACUGGUACUGUAAAUUAGAUUUGUAAAUUCCCUUCUAAUUUGCAUUUUGGCUACAGAUCAAUAAAAAAACUAAUUUGGGGAUUUCAGUGAGGAAAUGCAUUGAGAAGCAGUGCAAUCAUUAAUCUUAAUAUAGUUACUGAACUAUUGAAAGCAUUACUGAAAUCUAAAGUGGCAAUUAUUUUUGUACCUUAUGCCAUUACCUGAAUGUUUUAAAAAUGUUGCUAAAUUAAGCUACAAAAGUAUUCAUACGGUCAUUUAAUUGGAUUAGUUGCAAAAUUCAUUAUUUCACUCAGAUUUUAGGUUAGACUGAUGAGAAACUCAAAUUUAGUGAGUCAUAUCCAGCCAUCUGAAAAGAUUGGAUUUUUUUUUCCUUAAGUAAGUCAUCAUCACAUUGAAUUGUUGCUUCCUUGGAAGUAACUGUUAUCUACUACAGCUUUAUCACUCGUGCACUACUUAAGUCCCACUGUACGAGGUAAUUCUAGAGUUCACCUGCGUUUCCCCUGAUUCGAACUCAGAGAAUUACGGUAAUAGCCGUUCGUAGGUACUCGGGGCUCUCGUGGACAUUUUUCACAGUGCUGAAAAAACUUCACGAGUUACCACGUUUCCCGAGUACCUGCCGUUAGCAUUACGAGCAGCUACAAGACAUUCACGAGCUCCGACGUAGCCGCUGCGUACAUUCUACGUACUUAUCCCGAGUUUGAUUUUUUUAAACUCGGGAGAACUCUUGAAUUAUCUCGUACAGUGGGGCAGGCCCUUUAAAGCUCUAUCUGUACUUUCUAAAUUACAACAUUUGGACUUGUAUUGUUGCAAAGUCAAAGAUCAAUAGAUCAGAUCAUCCAAGAUGCAUUUUGAAUUUAAUUGCAAUUUAUAUCAAUAAUUUUAUACAUGCAUAUCACUGGUGGCAUCAAAUAGCUUAUUUUCAAUUCUUCUGCGUCAGCCCUUGUAGGUUCUGGAGAAACUAAAUUGGCUAAUUUAACCAGUAAGUCUUUAAAUAAUGGUUUGUUUAUUUUUUUGCCAAUCUUCUAUGGCAGCCAUUUACCAGAUAGCACAAAUAUUUUAUUUGGCAGUGCAAUCAGACCAUUAGAUCCACUCACCAAAAUAACGAAUGUACAAACCGGUUAACAAAUAUUUUUAAAACAAUUGUCAUUUAUGUCUAUAUAUAUAUAUUAAAAAAAAUUGCCUUUUGUUUUGUUUUUAUAAAAGUCAUUCAGUGUAUCCGUGCAUUCAUUAUAAAUAGUAAAUUUGUAAAUGAGCUGUUGUUGAGUCUUUUGCAACUGUUGCAUGACUUUUUAAAGGCUUAACUGUACAAUUAACUUUGAUCCAUGGGUGUGGGAAGGGGGUGACUUUUGGCUGCUGUUUUUGGAAGGAGCGUUCACUUCCAUUGUAACGUAAGACCGUUAAUAUUUCUGUUCAGGUAAGAAUAUUAAGACAAGUAUCACAGGUGAUAAUUGUGUAUCUGAUUUGCUAUUUCAUUUUGCACACAGCAAUUGACAUUUAAAUGUGUUGCCAUUGUUUCAGGUGUAAACAAUAUUAAACUAUUUACUGAAACUUCA